AUGGCCGCGCUUUUUUAUGUUGAAGAUACAAUUUCAUGGCGGCUGUUUUUUCUCUGCGUCUAUAUCACAGAAUUGACGCAUGGGCAGGUCCGUUAUUCUAUACCCGAAGAGAUGGCUACGGGCUCCGUUGUCGGAAAUAUUGCCCAGGACUUGGGCUUGGAUGUUAAAAGGCUGAAAUCUGGGCGGUCUCGGAUAUUUACCGAGGAUGGCAGUGAAUACAUUGGUCUGAAUGAAGAUAAGGGGACGCUGGUAGUUAACCAAAGGAUAGACAGAGAAGAGUUGUGCGGACAAGUGUCUCCCUGUUCUUUGCAUUUUCAGAUUAUUCUGGAAAAUCCAAUGGAGCUACAUCGAAUUGAUGUAGAAAUAUUGGAUAUAAAUGACAAUGCUCCUGUAUUUUCGCGGAAAGAAAUUAAUUUUGAGAUAAGUGAAUCUGCUACUCCCGGUGCUCGUUUCUCCUUAGACAGUGCUGAAGAUAAGGAUGUUGGACUAAAUACACUGCAAACAUACAAACUUAAUCCUACUGAUUAUUUUAAACUGAACACCCUCUCUCGCCCCGAUGGAAGUAAAUAUGUUGAAAUGGUAUUACAAACGCCCCUUGACAGAGAAGAAGGUGAGGAGCAUAAGCUAAUGUUGACUGCAUAUGAUAGCGGUAGCCCUCAGAAAUCUGGUACAGUGAAAAUUACCGUUCUUGUCUUAGAUGCAAACGAUAAUUCUCCUAUAUUUAGUCAGUCCGUGUACACAGCGACUAUAAAUGAAAAUGCAUCUAAGGGUACCACUGUUUUGAGUGUAUCUGCAACAGAUAAAGACGAUGGUACCAAUGGGAUUGUAACAUAUUCUUUUUCUCAAAGCACAGGCAGCGCAUCAGACCUUUUCAAAAUUGAUGCAUUUUCAGGGGCGAUCACAGUGGAUGGUAUGUUAGAUUUUGAGAAAUGGAAACAGUAUGAGUUAAACGUGGAGGCAAAGGACAAAGGAGGGCUAUCAGACACAUGCAAGGUGCUAAUUGACAUGACCGACGUAAAUGAUAACGCCCCUUUCAUUAGCAUAAUUUCUUUCUCCAAUCCUAUACCAGAGGAUUCGGCUCCAGACACUGUUAUUGCAAUGGUCAAUAUCAAAGACUUGGACUCAGGUAAAAAUGGCCAAGUUAAGUGUUUCAUUACUCCAGAUUUGCCUUUCAAAAUUAAGCCAUCCUCGAUUAAUUUCUAUAAUUUGGUGUCUACUGAAGUUUUGGACCGUGAAACUAUAUCAGAAUACAAUAUAACAAUAAUUGCUGUGGAUGAGGGGUCUCCCCCUUUUUCAGCAAACAAAACGAUCACUUUGAAAAUAUCAGACAUUAAUGACAAUGCCCCCCUGUUCCCACAACAAUCUUUCACUGCUUUCAUCACUGAAAAUAACUCACCUGGAAUGACUGUCCUCUCUGUCAAAGCCAGUGACUUAGACUCUGGGAACAAUGCACGCAUUUCCUAUUUCCUUGAAGAUAGUCAGGUGAAUGGGAUCUCAGCCUCAGGUUAUUUUUCAGUGAAUGCAGAGAGUGGAGAGAUAGUUGCUGUGCGUUCCCUCGAUUAUGAGCAAAUAAGGGAGUUCCAAAUUUAUGUCAGAGCACAAGAUGGAGGCUCUCCUCCACUCAGUAGCAAUGUGAGUGUGAAAAUACUGAUACAGGACCAAAAUGACAACGCCCCUCAGGUUCUGUACCCAGUCCAGACUGGUGGCUCUCUGGUGGCUGAAAUGGUGCCUCGUUCAGCAGAGGUGGGCUAUCUGGUGACCAAAGUUGUGGCUGUUGAUGUGGACUCUGGUCAGAAUGCCUGGCUCUCCUAUAAACUGCAGAAAGCCACAGACAGGGCGCUGUUUGAAGUGGGCUUACAGAAUGGGGAAAUCAGAACUAUCCGCCAGGUCACUGAUAAAGAUGCUGUGAAACAAAGGCUGACUGUUGUGGUGGAGGACAACGGUCAGCCCUCUCGUUCAGCUGCAGUCAAUGUUAAUGUGGCGGUGGCGGACAGCUUCCCUGAAGUGCUGUCGGAGUUCACUGACUUUACACAGGACAAGGAGUACAAUGACAACCUGACUUUUUACUUGGUCUUGGCUUUGGCUGUGGUUUCCUUUCUGUUCAUCACAUGCCUGGUGGUUAUUAUAUCAGUGAAAAUCUACAGAUGGAGACGUGAGCAUCUGUUUUACACAUCCAGUGGGAAUCUUCCUGUAAUUCCCUAUUACCCACCCCUAUACCCUGACAUAGGAGGGACAGGCACGUUAAAGCACACAGUAAAUUAUGAAGUGUGCGGAACCACCAACUCCCGGAAGAGUGAUAUUAAGUACACCCGUCCGUUCAGUCAGAGCACUUUGAGCAUUGACCACAGUGGCACCAGGACAAAGCCAAGGCAAAAUGCAGUGUCAGAGGAUUUGAUCACAGAGGUGAGAUCUGCUCCACUCCACUGGCACUUUUCCUAA
Molecule: messenger RNA, 2439 nt
Organism: Myripristis murdjan (pinecone soldierfish)
Lineage: Eukaryota; Metazoa; Chordata; Actinopteri; Holocentriformes; Holocentridae
Product: protocadherin gamma-A11-like
Exons: 1
Coding region: 1-2439 (812 amino acids)
Biological process (GO): homophilic cell-cell adhesion
Cellular component (GO): plasma membrane
Molecular function (GO): calcium ion binding
Source: RefSeq, a predicted model, not a curated record